This is a messenger RNA of Trichechus manatus latirostris (Florida manatee), 1654 nucleotides long. It is a transcript of the gene PCOLCE2, whose product is annotated as procollagen C-endopeptidase enhancer 2. Gene Ontology annotation, molecular function: peptidase activator activity; collagen binding; protein binding. The record is from RefSeq and is a predicted model, not a curated record. Bases 294 to 1532 code for a protein of 412 amino acids. Lineage: Eukaryota; Metazoa; Chordata; Mammalia; Sirenia; Trichechidae. The transcript has 9 exons.
AACUCCUCGGGGGAAAUUAAGCGUCGAGUCAGACUGCACCGUAAUCGCCUUUAAAAGCGCCCCCACCCCGCCUGCUGCGCACACCCGGCUACCUGGGCUGCCUCGCGGCUGUGUGUAUUUGUGCGCGCGCGUGUAAGAGAGCAAACCGGUGUGCGAGGCAGUGUUUACGCCGGUGUGUAAGCCUGGGUGGGUGCAAGCCGGUGUUCGCACCGCUGUGUGGACCAGUGUGUGAGCCAGUGUGCGCGGCGGCGUGUGCGCCGGUGUGGUGCAAGACCUGAGAGUCUACACCCGCCAUGAGGGGCGCGAGCGCCUGGGCCCCGCUGUUGCUGGCCGCAGCCGCCCAGCUCACGCUGCAGGAGCCCACGGAGAGACCUGUUUUCACAUGUGGCGGCAAUUUUAUUGGAGAGUCUGGAUUUAUUGGCAGCGAAGGUUUUCCUGGACUGUACCCUCCGAAUAGCAAAUGUACUUGGAAAAUCACAGUUCCUGAAGGAAAGGUAGCUGUUCUUAAUUUCCAAUCCAUAGACCUCGAGAGUGACAACCUGUGCCGCUACGACUUUGUGGACGUAUACAGUGGCCACGCCAACGGCCAGCGCAUUGGGCGCUUCUGUGGCACAUUCCGGCCUGGAGCCCUCGUGUCCAGCAGCAACAAGAUGAUGGUGCAGAUGAUUUCUGACGCCAACACGGCUGGAAAUGGCUUCAUGGCCGCGUUCUCGGCCAGUGAACCAAAUGAAAAAGGGGAUCGAUAUUGUGGAGGACGUCUGGAAACACCUGGCUCUUUUAAAACCCCCAACUGGCCAGACCGUGACUACCCUAUAGGAGUCACCUGCGUAUGGCACAUCGUAGCCCCAGAGGAUCAGCUUAUAGAAUUAAAGUUUGAGAAGUUUGACCUUGAGCGAGAUAACUACUGUCGUUAUGAUCAUAUGACUGUGUUUAAUGGUGGAGAAAUCAACGACGCUAAUAGAAUUGGAAGAUACUGUGGCGAUAGUCCACCUGCGCCAAUUGUAUCAGAGACAAAUGAACUUCUCAUUCAGUUUUUAUCAGACUUAAGUUUAACAGCUGAUGGAUUUAUUGGUCACUACAAAUUCAGGCCAAAAAAACUGCCAGCAACUACAGCGCCACCCAUUACCACCACACCUCCUGUAUCUACAGGUUUAAAACCCACUGUGGCCCUAUGUCAACGGAAGUGUAUACGAACUGGGACUCUGGAGAGCAGUUAUUGUUCAAGUAACUUCGUAUUGGCCGGCACCGUUAUCACAACUGUCGCUCGAGGUGGGAGCCUGCAUGCCACGAUCUCAAUCAUCAACAUCUACAAAGAGGGAAAUCUGGCGAUUCAGCAGGCAGGCAAGAGCAUGAGUACUAAGGUCAUCGUGGUCUGCAAGCAUUGCCCUCUCCUCAAAAGAGGUCUAAAUUAUAUUAUCACGGGCCAAGUGGAUGAAGACGGGCGAGGCAAAAUCAUGCCAAACAGCUUUGUCACGUUGUUCAAGACCAAGAAUCAGAAGCUCCUGAAUGCCUUGGAAACUAAGCAGUGUUAACAGGGAACUCUGAAAAGUUACACUGUGUUCUGUCUUUGUCUUUGAAAGAUCUAUUUUCUCUCAGUAGGAAAAAAAAAAAAGCAACUUAUGAAACUAAAUAUUGAGCAUUCCAGUGAUCAGAC